Ustilago hordei is the source of this 3972-nucleotide messenger RNA. RefSeq lists its product as uncharacterized. The record is from RefSeq and is a predicted model, not a curated record. The transcript has 5 exons. The coding region runs from base 1 to 3972 and encodes 1323 amino acids. Gene Ontology annotation, biological process: DNA integration. Gene Ontology annotation, molecular function: nucleic acid binding; zinc ion binding. NCBI's taxonomy places the organism in Eukaryota, Fungi, Basidiomycota, Ustilaginomycetes, Ustilaginales, Ustilaginaceae.
AUGAUCAACUAUUGUGCCCUCAAUCGAGUUACCCGCUGGGACGCCUACCCAAUCCCUCAUGUGGAUGACCCGUUGAACCUGCUGGCUGGAAGCCGCUACUUCACCAGUUUGGAUUUCCUGAAUGGGUUCUGGCAGAUCCCAAUGAAGGAAAGUCACAAGGGCGUGACAGCCUUCUCCUGCCAGUAUGGCCACUUCGAAUGGAAUGUCAUGCCCAUGGGUCUUACAAAUGUGCCUGCCAUGUUCCAGCGAGCAAUGAACGACGUUCUGGCCGACUUCAUUGACCAGUGUUGCAUAGUGUACCUGGAUGACAUCACAGUAUUCUCCCCUGACCUAGAGACACACAAAAAGGACAUCGACAAGGUUUGUGCUGCCCUCAAGGCUGCUGGAUUCGUCUUGUCACUCCACAAGUGUCACUUCGCAAAGGAGGAGAUUAAGAUGUUGGGUCACAUCAUCAACAGCGGAUUUGCUGGGAUCGCUGACCCACUCUACAAGCUGACCGAGGGAAGUCCCCAGAAGGGAGCAGCGAUUGACAUGACAGAGCCUCGAAAGUGUGCAUUCAAUGAGCUCAAAGCGGCAGUACAGAAUAUGGUUCUGGGUCUUCCCCAACUCGACAGGCGUUACUACGUCGAGUCGGAUGCAUCUGACACUGCCAUCGGUGCAGUUCUAUCUCAAGUUCGUCGCAAUUGGCAGGGCCGACAGUUCAACGACUGGGAACUACCCCCCAAGUCCGCUCUGCAGCCAGUCGCCUUCUUCUCCAAGCGUCUAUCCAAGAUGGAGAGGAACUACUCUGCCAGGGAGCAAGAGCUUCUUGGUGGCAUUGCCAGCAUGACUCAUUUCUGCUGCUACAUCGAUGGAGCUCCUGGCGGUUUCACUUGGAUAACAGACCACAAAGGAAUCGUCUAUUUUUGCACCCAACGUGAGCUAACUCCACACGAGUACCGCUACCUCGAUCGUAUCGAGCAAUAUGAUCCCCACAUCAUCUAUCGAAAGGGUGAGGAAAACAUAGUGGCAGAUGCCCUAAGCCGACGACCCGGUUUGGCCGACAAUGAUGAACCCAGCAAUGACUUAAAGCAGGUUUUGGUCACUAGAAGAAGACCUGCUCUCAUCGGCCCUCCCGGACCUACCACUCUCGAGAGGCUCACUGCCGAUGUGUCCGACGGCGAGCUCGCUAUCAAACCUGGUAUGGCGGAAGCAGUCACUGAGAGCAUAGCUUGCGAGGGUCAUUCCACCUGGCUCUCCAUCGAACAGAAGGCGCUGUCCAUUGCAGAGACAGCUGUCAGAAACUCAGUCUCUGCUGAGGAAGCUCUGCCCAGUGUGGACAUGGGCGGGCUCGAUGAUGGCAACGUAGCCAAGGCAUUACAAAAAGCAGAGCACUGGGUGCUACAGUUGUUUGUCGAAGAUGGCUGUCUAUUCUGUCUCAACAAGCUGGGCUCUCGGGUAACUGUCAUCACCUCAUUUGAGAGAGCUUGCUCUCUGACCAAGGCCUUACACAACGAGGGAGGACACCGGAAGCAAAGUGCUCUCAAGAAUCUGGUUACAGAUCGAUACACCUUCCCAGCCAUGCUUGCCAUCUGCGGAGCAGUGGCACACUUAUGCAUCGAAUGUCAGAUCGCGGCGAAUCCGGGGAGGAGCUAUGGUCCCCUCCAUCCCUUACCUAGGAUGGAUGCUUUCGAACGAUGGGGGCUGGAUUUUCUGUCCCUGCCUGGCUUAAGGUUGGGCAACACGAAGCUCAUCACUGUGAUCGACUACUGUACAGGUCAAGCACAUGCCUUCCCCACCAAGAACGAGAAUACUGCUGAUGCACUGCGCAUGAUGGAAAAUCUGAUCCACAGGUAUGGAAAACCAUCAUCCGUCAUAUGCGACAACGGCUCGGCAUGGAUAUCCUUCGGAUUCUGCGAUUACAUGUGUUCUCUGGGCAUCAGGAUCAUUUACAUCUCCCCAUACCACCCACAGACCAAUGGCAAGGUCGAGCGAUUCAACGGUAUCCUCCUCAAUGCCCUCAAGUCGGAAAUGACCAGCGAGUCUCCCUUCUUCAUGAUGUAUGGCCGCCACCCUCGUUUCUGGUUCCAGGCAACCGACAAUGCCUCAGACGCCCUGAACACUUCUCGGAACCACGAGUUAGAGGCUCAGUUAGUAAGGGCAAGACAUUUCGACAAGUUCCGAACUGCCGCCAACAUCAGAGCUCGCCAGAUCAUGGAACGACGAGCCCUCCUUCGUGAAAGGUCCCAUCCAGACUGGCCAGAGAUCGCUGUGGGGGAUAUCAUCCUAGCAAGGAAUCGUCUGGAAAGAGCAGGCAAGUAUGACCCUCCCUGGAGCAGUCCUUAUCUGGUAUCGAGCAUCUCUGUCGAGGGGGUGGCCAAGCUUGUCUCCCGUCAAGGUCGAACGCUCAAGUCAACCAUCAAUGUCUUGGAUCUCAAGCUUGCCCAUGGUCCCAGCGCCGACCGGUCUCAUUGGUUCCCUCGACCACCUCCUCAGCAGAGCUCCUUCAUCAGCGAGGCCGACCUUCGUCGCUGGGAUGCCAUGGAAGCGGGGGAUAUGCAGUCACCAUCCAAUGAAGGCGAUCCUCCCGCAUCUCCGCCACUGCAGAUGACGACAAUGCCUCCUCCAAGCAGCUUGACCCGCCAGCAGAAUCCCCAGCCCACAGCCAGAGCAAUGAUGACGACUCCGGCUCCAGGGGAAAGGGCAAGCAGCGAGCGAGAUCCCCCAACACUGACCCUGAACGACUACCGUCGAUUCGCGAGGAGCAAGUCCUACCACCAGUUCGAGUCAUCAGACUCUGGACUAAUUCCCAUUCAGGAAGACGAUUGGGAUGCAUCAUUGGCAGCAGUGAUGCAGGUCUCUCAUCUCCAACAGGAGUUGUUCGACAGAGAGGGGGAUGGGAACAACGGUGAUCCUGGCCCCUCCACCCAUGCCACAGCUGAGCCACUCGACCCCACCUGCUACAGCUGUGGUGAGCCAGGCCAUGCAUUGCGAGACUGUCCCGCCUUGUCUACAAGUGCUUCUCGUACUGCAGCCUGGAAAGCUCCAGUGCUUGAGCCCAGCAAGCAUCCAGGCACAAACCUGCUGAUCAGAAGAGAGGAGAUCGACAGGGUGAUGCUUGGCAAGGCAUGCUCUGAAGUCAUGAAGGAACUGCGCUGGCAAGCAACCGAAGUGCACCGCCGGUCUCAACAGCAAUCAGCUGCUUACAAGGCCUACAACAAAAUGUGGAAGAGGUUGCGUGUCACUUGCACUUACCGGAGACAGUACCAAGAGGAGCUCAAGCAACUGAAUUUCCUCACUGGUGGAGCCGUUUGGCAGGACCGCAACCAACAGUUCAAGGCACGCUUCACCCCUGAAGCAUAUCGAGAGUACAAGCUAGCUGUGGCGCACAGGCACCGCGCAACCAAGACGGUAGAAGAGCUUCAGGCACGGCGUCGUAGGUACCACAUUCGAGAACAAGAGGCGCGGGCCUCCGAUCCUGACCAUUACAAAGCGCUAGGAAAGGAAAAGUGGCAAUGCCUUUUAGAGCAACAGAAAGCCGAUGAGGAACUUAACGAGAAGAUCAAGAUGAGAGCAAGGGCGAACAGUCGCUGUUAUCAGAAGAGGCACAAGGAAGAGCUGCGUGCUAGGAAACAAGCUAAGUAUCAGGAGCAGAAGAAAGAUCCUGCUUUCCUAGAAAGGAGGAGGCAAAUGGAGCACGAGUGGCAUCGGAAGAAGGUUGAAGCUGCUGGUAAGACCUAUAGGCCAAUCGCCAGGACCAAGGCUAAGGCUCUAUCCGAACCACCCCCUCUUGCACCUUCUACACUGCCUUCCCCUGACUGCAGUGGCUCAGAUACUCGCUCAUCCGACGAAAGGGAGCCCCCUCCCUCGCAACAGACAGCAGCACCCUCCUCCAACCUCUCCAACAUUCCCAACUCAAAGAAUGACGAAGACGACGAUAGCGAUCAUGACACCACACCCUUCUGGAGAACUCGGCGUUGUUGCAAGUGUUGA